This is a messenger RNA of Sinocyclocheilus anshuiensis, 3143 nucleotides long. Its product is annotated as glycogen [starch] synthase, muscle-like. NCBI's taxonomy places the organism in Eukaryota, Metazoa, Chordata, Actinopteri, Cypriniformes, Cyprinidae. The transcript has 16 exons. The record is from RefSeq and is a predicted model, not a curated record. The coding region runs from base 79 to 2181 and encodes 700 amino acids. Gene Ontology annotation, cellular component: cytoplasm. Gene Ontology annotation, biological process: glycogen biosynthetic process. Gene Ontology annotation, molecular function: alpha-1,4-glucan glucosyltransferase (UDP-glucose donor) activity.
CAAAUCAUCCUCCUGGUGAUUGAUUCCAGCAGAUGUGAGGCUUGCGCCGCUGAGCGAAGAAAAGACGCUACCGCAGGCAUGCCACUGGCGCGCAGUUUGUCGGUCACCUCCCUGUCCGGCCUGGAGGAAUGGGACGAAGAGUUCGAUCGGGAGGAUGCAGUCCUGUUCGAGAUCGCAUGGGAGGUCGCUAAUAAAGUUGGUGGCAUUUACACGGUGAUCCAGACCAAGGCGCGUCUGACCUGCGAGGAAUGGGGUGAGAACUACUUUCUGGUGGGCCCAUAUAUGGAGUCCAGUGUCAGGACGCAAGUGGAGCUGAUCGAACCCUGCAAUGCGGCACUCAGGAGAACCAUUGAUAAAAUGAACAGCAGUGGGUGCAAGGUAUAUUUUGGUCGCUGGCUGAUUGAAGGCUCUCCAUAUGUGAUUCUGCUAGACGUGGGCUUCACGGCCUGGUCUCUGGACCACUGGAAGAGUGAACUCUGGGAGAAUUGCAGUAUUGGUGUGCCCUGGUUCGAUAGAGAGGCUAACGAUGCUAUUCUCUUUGGCUUCCUCACUGCAUGGCUACUGGGAGAGUAUGCAGCUCAGUGUGAUGAACCUCCUCACAUCGCAGCACAUUUUCACGAGUGGCUGGCAGGUUUGGGGCUCGUCUUAUGCAGGCAGCGUCAAUUACCUGUAGCAACCAUCUUCACCACACAUGCCACACUGCUUGGCCGAUACCUGUGUGCCGGGAACGUUGACUUCUACAACAACCUUGCUGAGUUUAAUGUGGAUAAAGAGGCAGGUGACCGGCAGAUCUAUCACCGGUACUGUCUGGAGCGCGCAGCAGUCCGCUGUGCACACGUCUUCACCACCGUCUCUCAGAUCACUGCCAUUGAGGCUGAGCACUUACUAAAACGGAAACCAGAUAUUGUGACUCCAAACGGCCUGAAUGUGAAGAAGUUCUCAGCCAUGCACGAGUUCCAGAACCUCCACGCUCAGAGUAAAGCGCGCAUCCAGGAGUUUGUCAGAGGCCAUUUCUACGGGCAUUUAGAUUUUAACCUUGACAAGACAGUGUUUCUCUUCAUUGCUGGACGCUAUGAAUUCUCAAAUAAAGGAGCUGAUAUCUUUCUUGAAGCAUUGGCCAGACUUAAUUACCUGCUGAGGGUGAAUCACAGUGAUGUGACCAUAAUAGCAUUCUUCAUCAUGCCUGCUCGUACCAACAACUUCAACGUGGAGACCCUGAAAGGCCAAGCCGUACGGAAACAGCUCUGGGACACUGCUCAGACUGUGAAGGAGCGCUUUGGAAAGAAACUCUACGAAUCACUUUUAGUAGGGCAGCUGCCUGAUGUGUCUAAGAUGUUAGAUAAAGAGGACUUCACCAUGAUGAAACGUGCCAUCUUCGCCACCCAGCGCCAGUGCCUGCCCCCUGUCUGCUCUCACAACAUGCUGGAGGACAGCAGUGACCCCAUCCUCAACUGCAUCCGCCGUAUCGGCCUAUUUAAUACCGCUCAGGACAGAGUCAAGGUGAUCUUCCAUCCAGAGUUUCUCUCCUCCACUUCUCCUCUCCUGCCGAUGGACUAUGAGGAAUUUGUGAGAGGCUGCCAUCUUGGAGUAUUUCCAUCCUACUAUGAGCCCUGGGGAUACACACCAGCUGAGUGUACAGUGAUGGGUAUCCCAUCGAUCUCCACUAACCUGUCUGGGUUUGGCUGUUUCAUGGAGGAGCACAUUGCUGACCCAUCAGCUUAUGGUAUCUAUAUUCUGGAUCGGCGGUACCGUGGGGUGGAUGAGUCCUGCAAUCAGCUGACGUCUUUCCUGUUUCAGUUCUGUCAGCAGAGCCGCAGGCAGAGGAUCAUUCAGAGGAACCGAACAGAGCGCCUCAGUGACCUGCUAGAUUGGAGAUAUUUGGGCAGGUAUUACGUAUCUGCCCGCCAUAUGGCUUUAGCGAAAGCUUUCCCGGACACAUUCAUCUAUGAGCCUCAAGAACCCACUUCGGCCACAGGCUUCCGUUACCCGCGGCCCGCCUCUGUGCCCCCGUCUCCCGCCCACUCGCUUCACUCAUCUCCUCAUCACAGUGAGGCUGAGGAUGAAGAGGAACCAUAUGAUGAAGAUCUGGAGGCGGAGAAAGACCGGGUCAACAUCCGCCAACCUUUCAACAUGCCGAACUGGAACAAGAAUCAGACAGUUAGUCUUCCUGAGAAAAACUAAAACACACCCCUACAUGCAUACCUACACACUCUGUAGUUUAUACUGUGAGGCACUUAUAUACACUGUGACACACACACACACACACACACACACACACAUACACAUAACACUCCACUAAAAGUGAAAGUAAAGCCUGCAAACAGUAUGUCUGCAUGUUGGUUUUCUGAAGAGAAAUAAAUAAGAUAUUUAAUUAUUUGGUGAGCCAUAGUAUGUGAUUUUAAGACUUUCUGUUGAAAGAUUUCUCUGGUGUCUUUCAUACGAAGCUUAGUAAAAAACAACAACAACAACAACGGAUUAAAUAGUAGCUAGAGUUAUUCAUAUGACGAUUCAUACCAAAUUGUCAUCUAGCUGUGUGCCGCUGACUUUCAAAUGGCCACUGUUAAAAGACAAUAAAUGUGAAAUGAUAAAAAUAAACGUUACAAACAUUUUUAAAGAGACCUUUAUUAGGAAUGGUUUAAGAAAAAAACAUUAUUUAUACACUCUUUAAAAGAGCUGUCCGACUUUGUUCUUCCAUGGAACACAAAAGAAGAGGUUUUGAAGAAUGUUCGUUAUAUAUUUCUAUAUACAAAAUUAACACAGAGGGUGAUCAGGGCCAAAAAAUUAUAAUACAAAUAUCAUACAAAUAGUCCUUAAAACUCACACUUUAGGUCUUCUGAAGUCAUACAGUAUCUUUAUAUGAAGGACAGACCCAAAUUUAAGCUGUUUACUUUAAAUCAUGGUUUGACAGUCCUAGUAAUUAUUCACUUUCACUGUGCUAAUUUCAAAGAGCUAAACUUUUCCUUGUGUGUUUCACGAAAGCAAGAAAUGUAUACAUCUUUUAAAAGACUUUAGAUUGCAUAAAUGUACUGUAUUCUGAAAACAUUCUUACAGUGCUUUACUCACUGCCAGAUUUCCCUUCACAGUAUUAUGUACUGUCACGAACAUAGUGACUAUCCAGCAGUUUUCUAGGGUUAUUUUUAAAA